This is a messenger RNA of Fraxinus pennsylvanica, 1254 nucleotides long. NCBI's taxonomy places the organism in Eukaryota, Viridiplantae, Streptophyta, Magnoliopsida, Lamiales, Oleaceae. The record is from the annotation of a GenBank genome assembly.
AUGCUUACGAUCAAUCUUUUAUGGCUUUUGCUGGCACCCCUUUUUUUCUCCUCCACCGCCGCUGCCACUGCAAAGCAGGGCUGCGAACACAAAUGUGGAGAUUUAAUUGUCCGCUACCCUUUUGGAAUUGGAAAAAAUUGUUCAAUAGGCAUUAUAGGCUCAUGGUUUGACGUAAACUGCAACACAUCUUUCAACCCUCCAAAGCCCUUCCUUGCCAAUGGCAAUCUUGAGAUUGUCAAAAUAUCGUCCGAUGAACUACGUGUCAAGAAUUGGGUAGCAAUGAAAUGCUAUACAGAAACUGGUGACGCAAUCCGCGACGAUGGGAUAAACAUCAAUUUAACCGGAACUCCUUACAGCUUGGCUGAUUCGAACAAGUUCACAGUGGUCGGCUGCGAUGACCAGUCGUUGUUCAGAGGAGCAAGUGACAGAAAUUUCUACAGUGGCUGCCUGUCUUUUUGUUCUGAAAGGGAACAUUUUGUUGAUGGAUUUUGUACAAGAAUUGGUUGCUGCCAAACUUCUAUACCAAAUGGCCUACAGGAUUUUUCUUAUUUACUUGGAUCCUUUUAUAAUCAUACAAAUAUCUCGUCAUUUAAUCCCUGUGGUUAUGCUUUUCUUGCAGAUCAGGAUGUAUUUAAAUUUCAUGAGUCUGAUUUUUCUGAUGAAAGUUUUCGGAAUAGAACAAUUGAAAAUGUUCCAAUAGUGAUAGAUUGGGCCAUUGGGAAUCAGAGUUGCAGUGUCGCCAAAAAAUCUACUGAUUAUGCUUGUCUUCAGAAUAGUGAUUGUGUUGAUUCAGACACAGGUCUAGGUGGUUAUCGUUGUAAUUGCUCAACAGGAUACGACGGCAAUCCGUAUCUAAGUCCAGGCUGCACAGACGUUAAUGAAUGUGAGAAUAAUCCAUGCGACGAAAACGGAAUUUGCACUAAUAUUACGGGUAGCUUCAACUGUUCCUGCAAGGAUGGAUACUUUGGUGAUGGCACAAAAAAUGGCAUUCGUUGCAUUGCUCAUCAGAACACUCAGUUCCCAAACAAAGAUGUUACUGAAGUAAUUCAGAAAGUUGCUGUUGCUUAUGACUGCAAGAUUGUUGAAGGGGUUCUCAGUCAUCAAAUGAAACAAUUUGUAAUUGAUGGAAACAAGGUUGUAUUGAGUGUUUCAGCACCCGAGACGCAAGUUGAUGAUACUGAAUUUGAGGAGAAUGAAGUUUAUGCUAUCGAUAUAGUUACAAGCACUGGUGAAGGCAAGGACCAACGCUAUUAA